AUGGCGUCUACAUCCCGUAUCGGACCCCUUGCAUCUCCCGAUUGGGUUCCCAGAAGUCGAUCUCCAGAAAGUUGGGGUCCUACAUCGCCUGGGCCCGUCCCUUUCUCCCCACCGUACAUUCCUCGAUCUCCAGAGUCGACUCCUGGAAGUACAUCUCCGGCAGACUACCUCUACUAUCCUACAUCUCCUGGACCAGUCCCGCCAUCUCCGCCAUACAUCCCCCAAUCUGCCGAGUGGAUUCCUGGAAGUGUGUCUCCAGAAAACUACUAUCCUACAUCGCCUGGGCCAGGACCCCAAUCUCCGGCCUAUGCCCCUUCAUCUCCUCAAUGGGGUUCCAAAGGUACAUCUCCCACGAACUACUAUCCUACGUCGCCGGGACCCGUGCCCCCGUCUCCGCCAUACGUUCCCCGAUCUCCCGAGUGGUGGUCUACAUCGCCGACUCCAGCACCCCAAUCUCCGGCAUACGCCCCUACUUCUCCUCAGGCGGGUUACAGAGGCACAUCUCCCGUGAAGUAUUAUCCAACAUCGCCUGGAACCGUGCCUCCAUCUCCGCCAUAUGUCCCUCAAUCUCCCCAGUGGGCAUUUACAUCUCCAACCCCUGUUCCGUUGUCGCCCUCUUCGCCCGCCACCGCCAGCCACUUCGAUGAACAUGAGCGCGAGCUUGACGGCUCUUGGGGCAGGGGCCGCUUCGUCUACACCCGGGCGAGGUCGAUCCUCUCAGAGGAAGAAGAAGAGCAGAGGCAGCGUGGUGAGCACGAGACAACAACCGAGCCUUUUCCCGAGCUUCCGGACUGGGAAGAGGACGAGAGAACAGAGGGAAAAGCAGAGAAAGAUGUUCAAGAUGUCAUGGUACAUGAACCUGCUGCUGCCUUCCCGGAGGAAGAGGAGGGGGGACUGCCCGACUACCAGUACUACGAGCAACUUGAUCAGGAGGAGAAAGGAGAUGCGGAGAAGACUGCGGCAGAGACUCUCAUGCAGCUCGAGACGCAGCAUUCGGUUGCCGAUCCGUACCCUGACAUCGCCGCUCUCAACUACGAGCCUGCUCAGUCCAACUUUUGCCAAUCCUACCCGUCGUCUGAAAUCGGCAUGCACCAAAGCGUCGAAGAUAAGCACGCCAACUGGAUCUCUUCUUGCUCCUCCUUCCACAGCUCCUCGGCCAUCAACAACCCCGCUUGCCGAGUUUCCCAGAGGCUGAUUGGUUGCGUCAAGGUCCAGAAGAGGGUCGAUAGGAUGAUGUGGAACAAGUUGAUGCAGAAGAAGAUGGUGCGUAUGAUGGAGGUGUGCGAGAAGUAUGUUCCUGCGGAUGUGCUGAAGGGGUUGAAGCGGUAG
Messenger RNA from Neurospora tetrasperma FGSC 2508, 1329 nucleotides. RefSeq lists its product as uncharacterized. Bases 1 to 1329 code for a protein of 442 amino acids. NCBI's taxonomy places the organism in Eukaryota, Fungi, Ascomycota, Sordariomycetes, Sordariales, Sordariaceae. The record is from RefSeq and is a predicted model, not a curated record. The transcript is spliced from 2 exons.